Anguilla anguilla (European eel) is the source of this 6375-nucleotide messenger RNA. RefSeq names its product transforming growth factor, beta receptor III (gene tgfbr3). The record is from RefSeq and is a predicted model, not a curated record. The transcript has 17 exons. Bases 361 to 2913 code for a protein of 850 amino acids. Lineage: Eukaryota; Metazoa; Chordata; Actinopteri; Anguilliformes; Anguillidae.
GCUGAGAUGGGUAUCAUUUAGAUUUAAAACUUUCUCGAAAGCAGAGACCGCAUAGUUUGGAAUAUUAACAUUUACAGACCACCAGCUCCAUUGUUUAUCUAUUUACCGUGCACGCAUAGAAGUUCCGCUACUGCAAUAUAUGUAUAUAGAAAGAAAACAACAACAACAACACGCAACAACACGCUUUACAUUCAUCUGUACUGCAGCUGUUCGUUCACGAAAGUUUUUCUCCACUUUUGACAACUCUGAAGAUCCUCUAUGAGGGGGAUUUGAGCUCUUCCUCCGCGAAAGACCACAGCCGUCCGUUCGGGAGCCAGGAGCUUCCCUCAUUUCCGCGACCGGGACCGUCAAGCCAACGGAAUGGCAGGGAGAGACGUCGCCUUCCUGCUCCUCACUCUCUGCUUCUCCGCCUCUGCAGGUCCUUUGUCACGAAGCCCAUGCGAGCUGCUGCCGGUGGGAGAGGGGCACCCCGUACAGGCCAUGCUAAAGAGCUUCACUGCAUUGUCCGGCUGUGCCAGCAGGGGCACCGCAGAUUUCCCUCAGGAGGUGCACAUCAUCAACAUGAGGAGCAGAGGUCCCGAGGGGCCUGGGGAGAAGCCCACUGAGGUGGUCCUACACGUCAGGCCCAUUCAGCCCUGGCGGGUGCACGAGAAACCGCUCGUCUUCGUGCUCAACUCCCCAGAGCCUGUACUCUGGAAGCUGAAGACAGUGAGGCUGGCUCCCUUCAUCAAACGCACCUUCUACGUAUCCGAAGGCUCGCGGGUUCAUUUUGAGCCGGGAAAUUUCUCCCGCUCUUGCGAGGUCCUGGCGGAGACCCUUCCCCACGGCAACGAACACCUCCUGACCUGGGGCCAGGAGAAGUACAAAGCUGUCACCUCCUUCUUAGAGCUGAAGGCCGCCGAGGAGGUCUACAUCAAAGUGGGCGAAGAUCCAGUUUUUUCUACCACGUGCAAGAUUGACACCAAGUUCUUGUCCCUGAACUACCUGGCAAGCUACGUGCAACCACAGCCGUCGAGAGGGUGUGUGCUGUCCGGCCCGGAUCAAGAUCGGGAGGUCCACAUCAUUGAGCUGCAAGCCCCCAGCCCCGGGACGGUCAGUGUCUUCCAGGUGGACGCGAUUGUGGACAUCAGGCCCCUGGAGACGGACGGGCCUCCCCUCCACCGCGACCUGGUGCUGGUGCUCAAGUGCGAGAAGUACGUCCAAUGGGUGAUCCAGGCCCACCGCAUCCUGGGCAAGCUGGACGUGUUGACCGCGGACAGUGUGAGCCUGAGUUCGGAUACUGAGAGGCUGAUGCAGGUGUCCAAGAUGUCUAAGUCCCACCUGCCGUCUGGCUCCCAGGCCCUUAUCCAGUGGGCGGAGGAGCAAGGCUACAGCCCGGUCACCUCUUUCACCAGCACCCAUGUGGCCAACCACUUCAACCUGCGUCUGAGGGAGCCAGAUGAAGUGGAUGUCAUGGACAGCAUUUUCCCCCCGGAGCUGGCCAUCUUGCACAACUUAAAUCCCCACCCGGACCCGGGGAACUUCGCCCCACGCCCAGGUCCGCCCUUCCCCUUCCCCCGGAUGGGCGGUCCCCCCGAGCAGGGCCUUCCCUACUUGUCUCUGCCCACCUCCACGGACGGCCGGCCCAGGCUCGGCGCUGAGCCCGAGGAGCAGCAGGGCUCCCUGAACGUGGGCCUGAGUGUGCAGUGUGAGGAGGACAGGAUGGUGGUGAGCGUGGACAAGGAGAGCCUCCAGGCAAGCGGGUACGGAGGAGCCAACCUCACCCUGCAAGACCCUGCAUGCACAGCUACGUCCAACGCCACCCACUACAUCCUGGAAACCCCGCUGACCGGCUGCCAAACUGCUAAAUACCCUUUCCUUCCCAGUCCCGUGGUCAUCUACAUCAACUCGGUCUUCAUCAACCCAUCCGAAUCUGAGGAUGGGAGUGGUUGGCCCGUGGAUUAUGAUGACAUGGAGUCUGGAGACGUUGGCUUCCCGGUGGACACUGAGGGCAUGGAGAGAGCAUUCUUUGAACCCAUGGGUUCUAGGCCUUCAAUCCUGUUUAACUGCACAUACAGAAAGAACCAGAACCCCCCGGGGCCAUUUCCCCGGGUUGGCCCCGGAAAGGACCCGGUGGACAACGUGACAUUCAGCAUGGAGCUCUACAACACCAACCUCUUCCGCUACCCCGCGACCUUUGUGACCACCUCCGAAAACAAGCCUAUCUUUGUUGAGGUUUCAGUGACUAAAGCUGAUCAAGACCUCGGGUUUAUGAUCCAGACUUGCUUUGUCUCACCCAAUUCCGACCCCACCAUUGCCUCCGACUACACCCUCAUCGAGAACAUCUGCCCCACGGAUGACUCAAUCAAGUACUACCCCCAGCGGGGCGACUUCUCCGUCUUGCACGCGCAGAUGGACAGGAAGAGGUUCAGCUUCACUUUCAGGUCAAAGUUCAACGUGUCCCUGCUCUUCCUGCACUGCGAGAUGUCCCCCUGCACCAAGAGACACGCAGAUGACCGAGGUCUACCUAAGUGCAUACAGCCAGACGAGGCCUGCAUCUCCGUCAACGUGGAUCUCAUCUUGGCCAUGGCGAUGAACACCAAGACCUCCACCAAGCCACUGGUGGUGGUGUCUGACCACAAGCCUCCAGAGCCACCAGUUCCAACUAUCCGGACCAUUCCGCAGACUCCAGAAAAUGGCCAGAAAAGUAUAAUGUACGUCCUUGACACUCCCACGGUAGUCGGAAUCGCCUUCACCGCGUUCGUGAUCGGGGCUCUCUUGACGGGGGCCUUGUGGUUUAUUUACUCACACACAGGCGACGCGGCGAAGCGUCGGCGUGUCCCCCAGUCCCCGCCGGCCUCGGAGAACAGCAGCGCGGCCCACAGCAUCGGCAGCACGCAGAGCACGCCCUGCUCCAGCAGCAGCACCGCUUAGCGGGGCCUGGGAACGCAGGGUGGGGGGGGCCCCUGGGGCCCCACGGACUGUCCACGUCCACGUUACCGGGGCACAGAGGAAUUACUCUGGGCUGCUUUAUUGAAUUCAGAGAUGGGUCAAAUUUUUGAGGCUUUGCGACACAAAAAACCAGAAAGGAGUUGCAAUAACCUUAUGUCCCCCAAAUAGAGUUAAUUCCCUUUUCUGCUCCAUCCAAAAAAGCUUUUAAAUUGUGCAACGGAACUUCUAUCCAAGACUUCUGUGCUAAGUAUUGUUGAAGUGGCUGCGUGCAGAACCAAGACAAAACCUUAGCUAAGACACACUAGACAGUAGGGAAGCGUCAGCCAGGUUUAUCUUCUCCUUCCCAAAAUGCUGCUUUUCUCCCUCACUCACAGAGAGAACCCCUUUGUUGUCAAUCCAGUCUUGUACAGCCUGUAAAUCUUAAGCGUUUGGAUGCUAAUCAGUGAAUUUAUCAUAUAGCUCCCCGAGAUGAAAGAGAGCAUAUAUUUGUAAAUUAAAAUAUAUUUUUUGUGUGAAUAUUUGUAAAUAAGCGUGGCAUCCUGACGGUGUUCUUGGGUUCUCUAAUGAAGUCUAGUGCAGAAAAGCAAAUUUUGAUGAAACUGACAGCCUGCCAGUACUACCGAUUAUAUAGAAAUAUAAAUGAUUUAUUUUUAUGUCAAAUGUAUUUGUCUUGUUUUUAUGCUUAAUGUCUUUAAUCCACUGUAAGAUAAGUGAAAUAUGUACCUGUUGUUAAAGAUCAUGGAUGGAUCAAGCCUACUUGAACACACUAUCAAGGGACUGGGCAUUACAUAUAAAACAAAAAAAAAAAAGGUUUUUGUUAGGUCUUAAACCACUGUCUUUCAUACGUUCAUCCACAAACACAGAUCCACAAGAGAAAUAUGCUUAAAAAUUUAAAUAUAACUUUUAUACAUGCGUGUACAUUCCUUUUAACACUGACAUCAUCAUACACCUGAUUGAAUACAUUUAUCUUUCCCAAUGUGAACUUCUUUCUGGUCUAGACUAUGCUGACGCUGUUUGAAUGUUUAACAUUCAGAUGUAUGUGCCCUUGGCUACAGUAUACUGUACAUCCAUCCAUGCAUGCUUACACAGUCCUCUCUAUGCCUUUCAUUUGGACUGUUUCAUUGGAUAUUUGCCCUGAAAAUAGAGUUAACAGUGUAAUCCCACCGUCACUAAAAUCAUAUGAAUGUCAAAAAUGUAAUAAUAUUUAUGUGCCUUGGCUGAGAAAUUUGUGUAUUUUUUGGAGCUUAAGAGGAAUCAAGCAGGAAUUAGAAUUAAUUUAAACACAGGAAAAAGGGAAAGAUUUGGUUUCUUGUAUGAAAUACACAAUGUAUAUAUUUUGAAGUGGAAGAUAUACAUCGAUAUUUAGGCUAUUCAUUGUUUAAUAUAGACCUAAUUGUUUUAAUGUUGCUUGCUGCAGACUUUACUUACAGAAUGUAUUUUAUAUCAAAGCUUUUGAGUAAUAGUUGUAUAUAAACACGUAUAGAUGUCUUCAGAGAAGACAACAGAGUAUUGUAGUAACAGCUAUAUUUUUUAUUUUUUGUGGAAAGUGUGUAUAGUUCUAUUUGUUUGAAUGUGUUUACUUAGAGCCAACCUAUUAUUUUGUGUACUGUGAAGCUGUGUGCCAUUUUACUUUUUUUUAACGAUAUUGUAAAUACCUUUCUUUGUGUCUCUUUCUGUUGCAAACUUGAUUUGUCUUUGUAAAUGCGCUUUAAAGGUAGUCUAUGCGAGUGAAAUUAUAGUUGUGCAGGUUUGUUCAUUUCAAAGUGUGUCCAACCUAAAUUUACACAGUUAGGGUCUGUUUUUAAUUGAAGUCUUUUUUAAAAUGUGAAAACGGUUCUCUCAUGAAUAGGAUUAUGUGCCAUUGCAAAAAAGUAACAUGAAAUGUUAUAUACUUAAAAUAUGGUAAAUGUUGUUUUAUGUUGAAGAACAAUAUAUGUGUAACACAACAUAUUUUAAAUAUAUUUUAAACCUGUAUAUCAAAUAUACUUUUUGAAUAGAUGGCAAUAUUUUACUUUUUAUGAGGGCGAUUAGUCACAGUUGCAGCUGUUAUUCAUAUUCAUAGCCAUAUAUAUAUAUAUAUAUAUAUAUAUAUAUAUAUAUAUAUAUGGUAAUAUCCUUUAUGAUGUCACUGAUGUUAUUUCAUUGCCAUUCAUAAACUACAAAAACAAACCUGUAAACCUUUUUUCAAUUGAAUGUGUAGACUUUUUAUUGAGAACUUAUGAAUGUCGUGUUCUGAGGGGAAGUGUGUAUCGCAAACAACCAAUCAUCUGAAGCCAUUUGUUGUCAGUUUAUUUUUACUGCAUUCCUGUACCUUAGAAGCCUCCUUUAUCAGCACUGGUCAGUACAACAGCAUUGUAAGUUCCUUCCCAUUCAUCUCAUAUACCACUGAGUUCUCAAGGGGUUGCUGGGAUGUCUGGUAUGUUAUAAGGUGCUUACACACUGUAGGACAAGCAACAGGCUUUAGGCUGUGGAACAGUGGGUCUGAUUUUCCAUGCUAAUCAAACUACCCGUAAAGUGCAGUUACCAUGGAAGGGUAGGACUACCUUCCUUGGAAUUUAUAUUGACAAAAUGCUGUUGGAUAAGGGCUUGUCAAAGUCUUACUUGGCGCCCUGUCAACAGACGUGAGCUUUGCCAAAUUCGGAUCCCUGUUGCGGGAGGUGGGAGGGGAGUGGUCUUGUGUUGCCUGUUGGGAUAUUAGUCAUCAGUCCCAGUAACAAUGUGCUGGUCUCCUGCCAUGGUCAAAUGUGCGGAGGUUCCUCACUGAGAAUAAACAGUGAAGUCAUGGGAAGUGUGAGGAAAGGAAUCAAAGCCGUGAAAGCAUUGGCUUCACCUUCCCCAACAAGGAGGGAGUCGUAUUGAGUUACCUACCCUCAUGGCUGCGCCUUUGAAACCUUUGAUUCAAGCUCAGCAAAUUCACCCCCUCUGAAAUACAGAUUGUACAUUUAUUGUUUAUACUAUUUGUCCAUUUCAAUUCUACCUCAUUUUUAAAAUUUUUUUGGGAGGGGGGGGUGGUCUUCUCGUGCUUCACGGUCAGUUGGUUUGUCCCUUUGUGAAAGGUAGAAAAAGAAAAAAAAGAAUGUUCAUUCACAUAUGAGCUCCACGAUUGUGUGUGUCUGAAAUGAGAGGGUCCACGUCAUCUCAACCCUUUCCCCAUAAGUGUUUCAUUUUUUCAGUUGUUUUCCAUUAACCAAAAAGGAGGGAAAAUGACAUUAAUAAAUAAUAUGGCUACCAACGGAAGCAUAAAUUCGCAUUGAGUUACAGUGGAAUAUUCGUUGAAGCAGGAUCCACGCAGAGGUGGCCAGUUUGAAUGCCCCAGCAUUAAGAGCUUUUUGUUGUUGGUUUUGACAAUAUGCUAAGAUGUUGUAAAGAAUAUUUGCUGUAAAUAUGCAUGAUAUUUGUAUGCUUUUUAUAUGCAAAAUAAAUUCUUGUAAUCAUUAAAAAUAA